This is a messenger RNA of Dermatophagoides pteronyssinus (European house dust mite), 1009 nucleotides long. RefSeq names its product enoyl-CoA hydratase domain-containing protein 3, mitochondrial. Gene Ontology annotation, cellular component: mitochondrion. Lineage: Eukaryota; Metazoa; Arthropoda; Arachnida; Sarcoptiformes; Pyroglyphidae. Gene Ontology annotation, molecular function: hydro-lyase activity. The record is from RefSeq and is a predicted model, not a curated record.
UUAAUGAUAAAACAUGCGUUUAUUUUUAUUGAAUAAUUUGAAAUUUUUGGAUGGUGGUGGUAAAGGAUUUCAUCAAAUUCGAUCAUUAUCAUCAUCAAAUUCAGUACUGCUGUCCACUAAUGAUGAUGGUAAUCGUGGUAUUAGACGAUUAAUACUGAAUAAUCCAAAAAAACGAAAUGCAUUAUCAUUGAACAUGUUACAAGAAUUGAAUAAACAAUUUGAUACAAUGGAAAAACAAUGUAUCCAUCCAAUACAACAACAACAACCAAAAUCUAAUCAUCAAUCGACAACUGAUGAUAGCAAAACAUUAUUACGUGCAAUUGUCAUUUCAUCAAAUUCAGAGAAAAUAUUUUCAUCUGGUCAUGAUCUUAAGGAAUUGAAAUUAAAUAAUGAUCCCAAAUAUCACCAAUUAAUAUUUGAUGAAUGUACAAGAUUAAUGUUACGUUUACGUUCAAUACCUGUUCCGGUUAUUUGUCAAGUUGAUGGCUUAGCAGCCGCUGCUGGUUGUCAACUAGUUGCAUCAUGUGAUAUUGUUUUGGCUACUGAACGUAGUCAAUUUUCAACACCCGGUGCUAGUGUAGGUUUAUUUUGUUCAACACCUGGUAUUGCUGUUGCACGUACCGUUAACCGACGUUGGGCUUCAUAUAUGUUAUUGACUGGUCGUGCAAUCAAUGCAAAUGAGGCAUUUAUUAGUGGUCUUGUUACUUGUGUAUCACCAACUUUCGAAACAAUGCAAACACAGACUGAAUCAAUAUUGGAAUCAAUCAUAACAAAACCUGCAUCAGUUAUUGCUUUAGGCAAACAAUUUAUGUAUAAACAAAUGGAAAUGAAUAAUUUAGCCGAUGCUUAUAGUCAAGGAUCCCGAAUAAUGGUAGAUAAUUUAUCAAUGAAAGAUUGCCAAGAAGGUAUCGAUGCAUUUCUACAAAAACGUCAACCAAAUUGGACCCAUUCGAAUGAAUGAAUGAAUCAUCAAUAUUGAUUUAAUAAAAAAUUUGAUUGAAAAUCCAAA